Messenger RNA from Aedes albopictus (Asian tiger mosquito), 5839 nucleotides. Its product is annotated as macoilin-1. The record is from RefSeq and is a predicted model, not a curated record. Bases 1035 to 4112 code for a protein of 1025 amino acids. The transcript is spliced from 10 exons. Lineage: Eukaryota; Metazoa; Arthropoda; Insecta; Diptera; Culicidae. Gene Ontology annotation, molecular function: microtubule binding. Gene Ontology annotation, cellular component: nuclear membrane; rough endoplasmic reticulum membrane. Gene Ontology annotation, biological process: neuronal signal transduction; chemotaxis.
CAGCUUCCAUCACGGAUCGCAUGCAUUUCGCCGUGGACAAAAACGGAACGAAGAAGGAGCAAAAAGCAACAAGAGCAGCAGCAGCAAGCAGUUCAGAGGCCAUCAGCCAUCGUAUCGCACGCAGAGUGAAAAUAAGACGAAAACGACAAACGCGAGAACCAUCAUCCGCCGUCGAACUCCUAUCGCGAAAAAGGAAGAGGAAAAACCGAUUUUCGAUGGACGAUCGUUUCCUAGGUGGUGAAAAGUUGUGAAGCCCAUCCAGGUGCUCGGUGGAAAAGGCUAAAGGAAAUCUUCGGAGUGCUCGGUAAGAGGUGAAAAGUGGCCCCAAAAGCGACCGACGAAAACGUCGUCGCCGUCUUCGGAAAAAAGUGGUGCUUGUGGUUGAUUGGUUGGUUGGUGAUUGUUUCCGACUCUGGCAGCAGUGUGAAAAAUCUCGGUCGAAUCUCGUCGCGACCCGGAAACUGCACAUCCGCGGCCGUGCAGAGUGGUUGGUCGAUGCGCAUCCGGAGGAUGGGUUUUUCUGGGGAAAAUAUUUAGUUCAAACGUCGCGUAAAGUUUGGCUGGCGGAACAGCAGCUGCAGCAGCCAGAAGCAGGAAGCUGCCAAAAAGGUGCCGUGGAGAAGUAGGGGUACCGAAUGAGUGGGUGCUAAAAAAGAGCAAAAUAACACGGGAAAAAACCCCUCAGCCGCCUCGUCCGCACAAGAAGAGUCAUUCUAAAUUUAACGCCGCGAAAAUCGGAAGGCAAAAACAAGCAGGAAAAAUAGUUUGCCCCUUUGCAGCAGCAGCAGUGAGUUUAUAAACGCGAGAAGAAGAGAUCCGUCACAGUCACAGCAGCGGCGAAGAAGUCCCAGUGUCCAAGGAUCCCCGCGUCGGUGGAGGGCGGAGGUGUGUCGUAGCCGCAACCGUCGUCCAGCUUGUUUGUGUGAGUUUAGUGUCCCAAAGCCGUUUCAGGCGGCCGGCGGGAGAUCAUUUCGGUGGAAGCGAACCCCAAACGGAACAACCACGGAGACGGCACGGAGAAAGCAACGCGGAUAAUGAAGAGGAGAAAUGCCGAUUGUGGCAAGAUUCGGCGACCCAUCAAGAGGAACAAAAUAGCGGAGCAGAUUGGAAGCAACACACUGCUGUACGUAAAAUUCCUUCUACUAUGGGCGUUCGUAAUCACGGCUGACUUCUUGCUCGAGUUCCGGUUUGAAUUCCUGUGGCCGUUCUGGCUGCUACUCCGCUCAGUCUAUGACUCGUUCAAAUACAAAGGACUGGCUUUCUCGGUACUGUUCGUCUGCAUUGCCAUCACCUCGGACCUAGUGUGUUUGUUCUUCAUCCCGGUGCAGUGGUUGUUCUUCGCUGCCAGCACCUACGUGUGGGUGCAGUAUGUUUGGCAUACAGAUAAAGGAAUCUGUCUGCCAACCAUCAUUCUGUGGAUACUGUUCGUCUAUCUGGAAGCCGCCAUCCGGUGGAAGGAUAGUCGAAACAUUCCACAUCUAGAUCUCUGCCGACCAUUUGCGGCGCACUGCAUUGGCUACCCGGUGGUAACGCUCGGGUUCGGCUUCAAGAGCUACGUAGGCUAUCGAAUAAGGCAGCGCAAGCAGCGCGAGGUGGCCAAGGACAAUGACUUCUACAUGCAGUUGUUGCAGGAGGCUCUGCCAAAGGACGAGUCCACCCUGAACGGUGAAACGAAUUCGUCCGUCGACCAGCCGCAGCCGGAUCACCAACUAUCGCCUUCUGCCCAGCAGAAGGAACUCUCGGUGACGGCCACGGCGGUACAGCUGCAGAGCAGCAGCACCAUCAGUACUAGUAGUAGUAAUAGUAGCAACAGCAGUGGCGGUGGAGGACAUCACCAUCACCACCAUAGUAGUAAGAACGCUCAAAGUCAUAACAAAUCACAGAGCAAUGUGACGCCCACGAGUCACGCCAAUGGUCAUGCCGGAGUUGGGAGCACGGCAGGAUCGAGUUCAACGCCUACCGGCAGUAGCAGCGGAAACAGCACGAUGAAUGGCGGAGUGAGUCAUUCGAAGCACCUUCAUCGGAAGAGUUUGGACAAAGAUGGGUCCGGUACGCCGAGUGGGAAAGCCAACAGUUAUUCAUAUCACCAGCAGCAGCAGCAGAACAGUACUGGGAGCAGUAAUUGUGCUAAGGAGGGCUCACGAUCGCACGAUAGUUCACACACGAACGGUGCUGCCAUGUCUCCGAAGGAGAAAAAAGACUGCGACUUGACGACGGGCCAAAAGUCUCACUUUGAUAGUCUCUCUUCAAAUAGUUAUCAUCACACAAACAGUGGCGGCGGCGGCGGCGGCAGUACCAACAAGUCUACGCAGGCCAAUGAAAGUAACCAUGACAGUGGAGGAGGAAAUCGAAGCAAGGGUCAACAAAAUGGCCACGUGAUCAACUGUGACGUGGAUCUGCAUUCUCACCAGCAGCAGCAACAGCAAGUACAGCAGCACAAUCACAUAGAGAACGAUCCUCCGGCAGAACCGAAGACGAAUCGUUCCGGCCGCAAGAAUCGCGUAAAACAAAAGGAGAACGCCAAUCACUUGGCAGCGGUACGCCUCGCAGCAACCCUUGCUUUGGCUUCCUCGAUCACGACGCUGACGACGACGGCGGCUGCUGCGACAGCGACGGUAUCCACAUCAGCGGCUACUACGACCACCUCCACUGCGACGACGUCGAUGACUUCCAAAGACAAUCAUCUGCACAACCAUCACCACCAUCACAACCACCACGAUCAACAGCAACAGCAAGAUCUGCACGCCGCAGCCAGCAGCAACAGCAACAGCAGCACAGUCUCGAACAAUACUCAAAACGGGGGCCCGAACAGCCCGACAACCACCGGUUCUACGGUGAUCAGUUCGAACGCUGCGGCACUUGCGCCGCAGACCCAACCGGUGCCUCCGCCGGUGGUGCCGAAAGUGUGCGACGCUUGCAGCCGGCUGGAGGCAGACGCCAAGAAGCUCCGCACCGAGAUCAACAGUCUGAAGCAAGGGGAUAACGAGAUGCGGCAAAAGUACGAUUCGAAUAUUGGGAACCUGAAGACCUGUUUGCAGGCCAAACAGAAGGAUUUCGAUGAAUUGCAUAACAAAUUCCAAGACCUGACCACGCAACGGCAACAGGAACGACAGAAUAUGCAAACGGUCGAACGACGGCUGGGAGAAGAGCGACGCGUCCGCCAGUCGCUGGAGUCCCAGCUGCAGAACGAACGCAAGCACCGAAAACAGGCCGAGGAAAAAGCUGCCCGGGCCGAAUGUGGCGAUUCGUGCAAGCUCAAGCGCCAACAGCUGGAGAUGGACAUCCAAAAGCUGCGGCGGGAGCUGAUCAACUCGGAGGACGCAAAGCACAACGCCGAAACGCAGAAUCGGAACUUUGAACAGGAGAUGCGAAAGAUCGAAGUGCAGCUACGAAACCGCGAAUCUCAGCAGAGCUCCGAGGUGCUCAUGUCGGCCCUGGCAGCAAUGCAGGACAAGAACGCCACUCUGGAGAAGAAUCUGUCGGCCGAAACGAGAGUUAAGCUGGACUUAUUCUCGGCCCUCGGCGACGCUCGGCGGCAACUGGAGAUUGCUUCCUGUGCCGUUCGUACUAAGGAGAAGGAGAUUAUGGACCUGAAGGCGAAAAUCGUGCAACUUUUGGCAGUAAUGCCUGGGGUGGCCGGUGAAUCGCUUUGCCUGUCGGUUCCGGGUGGACCAUCUUCGGGAGGCGGCAGCGGAGGUGGAAUGCGAUUGGCUGACGCCCCGCAGUUGCUGUCGCAAUCCUCGUUGAACGGACAACCCAGUCCCAUGUCGCACAUUGUGAUGAACUCGCCGCCAUUGAUCAGUCAAUUGAGCCAGCUGGGAGUGCUGACUUCGACGAUCACGACUCCGACCGCGGCCAUGUCCUCCGGUGUCGUGGGAGCUGGAACAAAUGUGGUCACCGGAGGUGUCGGAAUGAUUCCGCACUCGGUCCAUCAGCAGCAGCAAUCUGCGGCAGGAGUGGUGACAGUGGCCGCCGCCGUUGCCGCUGGCUCCAAUGGCCAAAUAGUACAAAUGCAAAACUCAAACAACUGUCCCUCCAGUCUGGAUCCAAACGCGUCGGUCUACACGCCCAAGAACUGCUCCUCGUCGAUGGUCGGCGGGACCGAGGCCUGACCUGCACCGUUGGAAUUGCAGCAACAAUUCCUUCCAAUCAACAGCAGCAGCAGCACAUCUUUUCCCAGUCUUGAUCUAAUCAGCAGCUCGAGCUCUAGCGGUACCAAUCAGUUCAUUGUUCCAGCACACGCCCUUCUGCAUCAGCCAACGACGCAGCAACAACCGCCAGGUAACCCCUUCGCGUAAUCACCCUAAUGGAGAUGAAAGAUGGUGUAUUUAUCUUUUUAUUAUGAUCUCAAUCCAACUCGCGAGAUUUUUUAAACACAGAGAGAUCCAUUCGAAGAAAACGUUCCUAGUCUUUACCACAAAACAGCCUGCUAUGUGUUGCGCCCUUGUCUGAUGCCCCCGGGGAACUUUUCCGUUUGCAUAUUUUUAAGAGAAAACCAAAUUCAUCCUCUUCCCGUUUUUUUUUCUUAUAAUUUUAUAUUUCUGAAAGCAACUAAAGUUUCCCCCCCCCCUUUAGUGUUAGGAUUAAUGAGUUUCCUACUCGAAUUUGAACUUAUCAACUUUCAACGCACACUAGAUCACGGUGAGUGAAUACGAAAAAUGUUAAUCUAGCAACCAUUUCGUUGUAUUAGUUUUAUUCGAAGAAGUCAAACCAAAUAAUUCCUUCGAAUCCCCAGAAAAAUCAAUGAACGUACUUGUUCCUCCCUUGCAGGUGGAACACAUUUGGUAUCCUUCACCAAGGAGAUUUUUUCGCCCAUAACGAGAACUGAACUGAGCUAUUUUUCUCUCACUUUGGAAAUGGGGCAAACCCCAUUGUUGAGCGCGAUUGGUGUGUCGUACAUACACGAAAAUAAACUGAAUUUCUUUUAGCGUGCACUGUUCCUCUAAAUCUUUCUCUCUAUUUUUUUGUGAGUUUGGAAAAAACUGAAGUAACUUUUUUGUGGAUGAUUCCUAAUUUCAAAAUUGGACUGCUUAACACAGAUUAUCAAAACAAUUCCAAUUUUUUAAUGUAUACCCUAUUUGGUACAAUGCCGAUUUGCAUAACGUUGUUGUUGUUUGACAAAAUACCCAUUCGGCAUACCUUUCCAUAAUGCCGUUCGACAUAAAAUAACCUCGGUUCUUCAUUUCAAUUUAGCUAUCAGGCUUAUCCUGCAAGUCGUGCCACUUUCGUCUAAAAAAAAUGAGACGACUAACGUAUGUAAAUCGAAUGGGAGCGAAUCGACUUUUGCAAUCUCAUUCGAAUAGUCUCACCUCACACGACUCGCAGAAUUAGCUCGCUUAUGCCAAACGACCAUUGUGCUAAAUGACCGAAAAAGCAAAUUUCAUGAAAUUUUCUAGAAGUCUUCAUUUUCCAUUUGAAAUUUAAUUUUCUCGACAAAAAUCAAUGACUUCGGUACUUUUAGGUAUAAGUUUGUUCAAAUGGUUUCCGAAAUAUUUCGUUGUUUUCCGCCAAGAAUCACUCCGCUGCUUGUUUCUUCAGUCACUUUCCAUCAAAGCCACAAAACGAACUAAAUCUUUUAAAACUAAGGGAUAAAAACAAGAAAUGUUGUGAUAUUCAUAUUACUUAAAAUUAAUGAUUUAACGUUUUAAUUUUAAAACAAAUUAUAGCUUAUUAUUAUUUAUAUAAAUCGCAAACACAAACAGAAAACGCGCGUGUGAAAAUCGAAAUCAGCUCCUAUUUUUAUAAUUACAUAAUUAAAGGCAAAAACCAUUAUUACUCGCGUUAACCGACGAUUAUCAAUUCAUUGAAUUUGCAAAGAACUAAGGAUCUGCUGAAAACA